This is a messenger RNA of Hevea brasiliensis (rubber tree), 1034 nucleotides long. Its product is annotated as transcription factor MYB90. The record is from RefSeq and is a predicted model, not a curated record. Gene Ontology annotation, molecular function: transcription cis-regulatory region binding. Gene Ontology annotation, cellular component: nucleus. Gene Ontology annotation, biological process: cell differentiation. Lineage: Eukaryota; Viridiplantae; Streptophyta; Magnoliopsida; Malpighiales; Euphorbiaceae. The transcript has 3 exons.
AUGGCAUUUCCAGUGCAAGUUCAAUACUCCCUGCCUGCAGGAGUCGUUGAUCAUCUUCAAUUUCAUAAUUUGUAUCAGUGGUCCAUGCACUAUUGGACAAAUACGCCUCUGGCUAUAAGAACGAGUUUCUUCACCAAUUUGGAAACCCAACAGCCAGCUUCUUUGAAACAGACGGUGAGAUAUGAGGAGAACAACUGGCUCUUCAAAGGAAGGCUUCUUUGGUUGAAUUACCUGAGACCUGGCAUAAAGAGAGGGAACUUCUCAGACGAUGAAGAAGAACUCAUUAUCAGGCUCCACAAGCUUUUAGGCAACAGAUGAUCUCUAAUAGCAGGAAGACUUCCAGGGCGAACAGAUAAUGAAAUAAAGAAUUACUGGAACACCAUUUUAGCUAAGAGGGCACAAGAGUUGCAAUUGACCCUGCCUAAACUUGAGAAGAAACAACCUCCAUCUCCAGGGACAAUACCAAAACUGAUGUGUCAAAGCAUUCAAACACCUGCAGGCACGACAGCGACUCAGCAACAAGAUGUUCAACUAGUUAAUGUGGCAAUGGGACCAUUAUUAGAAAAUGCGCAGCUGUGUGAGUUGGACUAUCUGAAGGAUUUUAAUGUGGAAGAAUUUGGUCAGAUUCUUGAUUCAGACUACUUGACAAAGGCAAGUGGUGCGAAUGAUAAUAACAUGAAAGAAGAAGAAAUGGAUGGGAUUAAUAAGAGUGGAGCAGCAGAGUUUCCUGCAGUGAAAUUUGAGGGCAAUGGAUGUGUUGAAACUGAUUUCAUGUCACAGCUGGUUUCCUUUCUUGAUUCAGAUGUGGAAUGGCCACCGACAACAUCAAUCACUAACAUAUAUGGUUCCGGAGAGAGAUCUCCAGAACAUGUGACUAGUUUAUGAUUUCAAUCAUAAGAAUAAGAAUUUGGCUCACUUAUCAUUAUUGCACGUGGGGCAAUUCUCGAGAAACACGCUCACCUAAACUAGAAGUUUAAACUCAGAUUCAGAAUGUAUUUAGUUUGAAUUAUAGUCGGUUAAAUUUAUUUAUAAGU